Messenger RNA from Lolium rigidum, 1359 nucleotides. RefSeq names its product aspartyl protease 25-like. The record is from RefSeq and is a predicted model, not a curated record. Lineage: Eukaryota; Viridiplantae; Streptophyta; Magnoliopsida; Poales; Poaceae. Gene Ontology annotation, biological process: proteolysis. The coding region runs from base 1 to 1359 and encodes 452 amino acids. Gene Ontology annotation, molecular function: aspartic-type endopeptidase activity. The transcript has a single exon.
AUGUCGAUUCUAAGACUGUCCGUCCUCGUCGUCGUCUUCGCAACGUUCUGGACGCAUUCAGCUGCCGUGGGCAGCUCGACCCUGCUCCUGGCACGCUCCCGCUCGCUGUCGCCGGCCAACACCGGCGCGCCGCUCACAGCAUGGGCAGCCUCCAUCGCCGCGCAGUCAGCCGCCGACGCGUCACGCGUGGCCACGCUGCUCGCGGUGCCCUUGUUGGACGCCAGACCCAAGAGCAAAGGCCACAGCCGCGGCCGCUCGUUCGUGCCGAUCGCCCCGGGCAGGCAGAUCCUGAGCAUCCCCAACUACGUCGCCCGCGCGCGGCUCGGCACGCCGGCGCAGACGCUCCUCGUCGCCUUCGACCCCAGCAACGACGCCGCCUGGAUCCCGUGCAGCGCCUGCGUCGGCUGCGCGCCCGCGGCGACGUCGCCAUCCUUCUCCCCGACGCAGUCGUCCACCUACCGGCCCGUGCACUGCGGCGCGCCGCAGUGCGCGCAGGUCCCCGGUGCAGCAUCCUGCCCCUGGGGCGCCGGCGCGUCGUGCGCGUUCAACCUCACAUACGGGUCUUCCACGUUCCAGGCCGUGCUCGGGCAUGACGUGCUCGCCCUGGAGGACGGCACCGGCGCCGCGGCGUCGGCCUACACGUUCGGGUGCCUCCGCGUCGUCACCGGCGGCUCCGUGCCGCCGCAGGGGCUCCUCGGCUUCGGGCGCGGGCCGCUGUCCUUCUUGUCGCAGACCAAGGACAGGUACGGCUCCGUCUUCUCCUACUGCCUCCCGAGCUACAAGUCCUCCAACUUCUCCGGAACACUGAGGCUCGGCCCCGUCGGGCAGCCGAAGCGGAUCAAGACGACGCCGCUGCUCUACAACCCUCACCGUCCCACUCUCUACUACGUCGACAUGACCGGCAUCCGCGUGGGUGGCAAGGCCGUGGCCGUGCCGGCGUCGGCGCUCGCAUUAGACCCGGCCACGGGUAGCGGAGGCACCAUCGUCGACGCCGGCACCAUGUUCACGCGGCUCUCGGCCCCCGUGUACGCCGCCGUGCGCGACGCGUUCCGGCGCAGGGUGCGGGUGCCCGUGUCCGCGCCGCUGGGCGGGUUCGACACGUGCUACAACGUGACCGUGCGGGUGCCGAGCGUCGCCUUGACGUUCUCCGGCGGGGCGGCCGUGACUCUGCCAGAGGAGAACGUGAUGAUCCAUAGCUCGUCCGGCAGCGUCGCGUGCCUGGCCAUGGCGGCGGGGCCGUCGGAUGGGGUGAACGUGGGGCUCAACGUCCUGGCCAGCAUGCAACAGCAGAACCACCGCGUGCUGUUCGACGUCGCCAACCGCCGUGUCGGGUUCUCCCGCGAGUUCUGCACGGCCUGA